GACAGAAAAUCAUAAUUUUUUUUAAUCUACCAAUCAACUAUUCUCGUUGAUAAACAAAAAUGAAGCUUUUAACGCAUAAUAUGUUGACUUCAAAAUGCUUGAAAGGUGUAACUGUUGGAUAUCCUUUGGGAAUUAUUGCAAAAGAUAUUAAAGUAUCGGAGGUGGAUUUCAAUUCAGAAUUUAUUGCAAGAAUAAUUCCAAAACUUGAUUGGGCCACGCUUUGGAAAGCCGCGGAUAGUAUAGGUCAUGUUGGAGAGUUGCCACAAACUUUAAUUCAAGACUUCGAAACAAAUGAAGAAUUUUUGAAGAAAGUGCACCAUGUACUGCUUGAAGUUGAAGUUAUUAAUGGAGAUCUAUUAUGUCCAGAAUCUGGUAGAAAAUUUCCUAUUAACGAUGGUAUACCAAAUAUGCUCUUAAACGAAGAUGAAGUUUAGACGUCAAAAUUACAGAAAAGCAGCUUAAAUGCUAAUACACACUAUCUAUUUCUUUCAUAUAAUUAGAAGACGUUUACAUGUAUAUAAGAAAUUUGUUUUUCUUCCAGUAUGUACAAAUUUGAUUUUAUACUUCUAUUAUCAUUUAGUGUAAAGUAGUGUAACAUAGAAUAAUUAUCAUUUAAAAGUACACUAUAUAAUAGGUAUAAUAAAAUAAGUAUGUUAAAUUGACGAAAUUGCAUUUUUUAAUAUUAUAG
Colletes gigas is the source of this 688-nucleotide messenger RNA. RefSeq names its product multifunctional methyltransferase subunit TRM112-like protein (gene Trmt112). Gene Ontology annotation, biological process: peptidyl-glutamine methylation; tRNA methylation; rRNA (guanine-N7)-methylation. The record is from RefSeq and is a predicted model, not a curated record. The coding region runs from base 60 to 434 and encodes 124 amino acids. The transcript is spliced from 3 exons. Gene Ontology annotation, molecular function: protein heterodimerization activity. Lineage: Eukaryota; Metazoa; Arthropoda; Insecta; Hymenoptera; Colletidae.